AUGUUUGGUACUCAACGCGCACAACAAGGCAGGCAGAGGGAUGUUAGAAGCGCAGUCCAGGAGGACAGAUGGACAGUUGGGACUCUUCCAUGCUCGGGGCACUGGGCAUCGGGACUGCACCAGCCGUCUUCGUCGUGGCAGGUGGCUAGCACGCUCGUUCUCCAAGCGCGGGCCAGACGGUUGUUUGACGGCGGUCCAGUCCAUAUGCAGGUAUCCUGCUGUGCCAUGCUGCCGGAUGUUUUGCAUCGUGUGUUUGUUUCCUCGCGACGGCAGGGAUACACGGCCGGAACCACAAUGGCCGAGCGGGUGCUGCGGACGGGCACGCUAAGGAAGGCUGAAGUCAGAGACUCACCUGGUCGGAUUGGCCGCGGCGUGCAGGUGGUUUGGCGUAUGGCUACGCUCACUCCGUCGUUGAAGGAUGGAUCGCCGCCAGCAAUUAGACUUUCACCUUGCGCUGCCGGGCCCCACUCCUUGCUCUCCAUCUGCUGCGACCACGAGAGAAGAUUUGGUUCUGCUGCUAAUUUCUGCUACAUGAACGGUCCCUGGCGAACGACCAGCUGCCACAUGGUCGCAGAAUGCGCCCGCGACGGAGCGACGAGCGACGCAAUGCCCCCGAGGGCAGAGAUUGCGACGCAUCUUGAUUUCUGCUCUCACAUCAUCAUCUGCAUCGGCUGCCCUCCCGGCCAUUCACGCACCUCUUCGGCUGUACAUUUGAUCGCCGCGCAUAACAAAGCAAUUCAUCCCACUGGUCAUGGGGAGAACACGAGCAACGAACGUCGAAGCCCCGACGACCGUCGUCCUGGCGUGCAGUCGGAUGGCCGUCCCAUGGGAGCAGGAGGCCCGGCCCUUUACACUCCUUCACCAUUUCCGUUACGACUGCUUCCGGAUCGUCUUCCUGACACAUCCGUGCGAAGCGAGCCUCCCGAUCAUAUGAUUUCGUCAAAGGAAUGCCUCAGAGAGCUUGUGAGCGGCUUCAAAUUGCUAUGUUUCGGCUCCAUAGUGCACUCAAUGUUCAUGUUCGAAGACUUUGCGCAGCUCGGCGGGCAUAGUCGCAUCUCGCAACCAAUCGAGCUGCCGCGGGAUCCACGUUUGAGACCUGCGACUGUCAGGCUGUGCGGACCGCUGGAUUGCAAAACUUCCACCAAGUACAGCAAGGAUACGCGUGGAACAUUGUUACGUGCGUUCAUACUCAUCAAUGAGUGCGUGUUGGCUCAUGGUCGUUCUUCAUUAAACGUCGCUAACCUAAUUCAAGCUCCUUCCUCAUUGAAGAGUAGCAGGAACGCACUUUCCGAGAUAUCAUCAAGCCAAGCUCUUGUAGUGCUCUUUCAAGAGCAGGUCUCAGUCGAUCGAAAUUCCCCAUUCCUGGCCCCAAACGUGUUUGAACAUCGUUUCACCAAGUCUAUUCCGCAUUAG
Messenger RNA from Pseudocercospora fijiensis CIRAD86, 1413 nucleotides. RefSeq lists its product as uncharacterized. The record is from RefSeq and is a predicted model, not a curated record. The transcript has 10 exons. NCBI's taxonomy places the organism in Eukaryota, Fungi, Ascomycota, Dothideomycetes, Mycosphaerellales, Mycosphaerellaceae. The coding region runs from base 1 to 1413 and encodes 470 amino acids.